GGGUGGAGGGAGGUAUAAAGUCUGCUGUCAUGUAUAGAACAUCACACACAUCACUUUCUCCUUCAAUACAAUUCCUUGAAGGUGCACCUUCAUCUCGUUAUUUUUGAAGAAAUCAGCUGUGAAUAUCUUCCAUGAUGUCUGACAUUGAGAAGGCCAUGACUCUCCUCAUCAGCUCCUUCCAUAAGUACUCUGGUAAGGAAGGGGACAAAAUGACCCUGACUAAGGGAGAACUGAAGGACCUACUCGAGAGUGAGCUUGAAGGCUUCAUAGGGAAAUGUGCUGACAAGGCAGCAGUUGACCAGCUUUUCGAAAAACUCGACAGAAACCAGGACAACACUGUGGAUUUUAGUGAGUUUGUGUCGUUGAUCACCUGCCUGACUGUGGUGUGCCACGAGGUCCUCAACUCCAAGAAUUAGCUCCUGAGCACCACCUGGAGGCCAACAGGAGCAUUUCACCGCUGAAAGAGGAAAAAAGA
This is a messenger RNA of Thalassophryne amazonica, 475 nucleotides long. RefSeq names its product ictacalcin-like. Gene Ontology annotation, molecular function: transition metal ion binding; calcium ion binding. The record is from RefSeq and is a predicted model, not a curated record. Lineage: Eukaryota; Metazoa; Chordata; Actinopteri; Batrachoidiformes; Batrachoididae. The coding region runs from base 132 to 416 and encodes 94 amino acids. The transcript has 3 exons.